This is a messenger RNA of Entrophospora candida, 1058 nucleotides long. NCBI's taxonomy places the organism in Eukaryota, Fungi, Glomeromycota, Glomeromycetes, Entrophosporales, Entrophosporaceae. The record is from the annotation of a GenBank genome assembly.
AACUACAGGAAAUUUCUUCACAACAAUUAUCCAAAUCAUUAUCAUCUUCUCCAAUUAGUCAAGUUAGCAAAGAAACAAAGGAUGAGCCAAACAAUAGAAUGAUAAAUGAAAACAAAGUAAUUAUUGAUAAAUCUAAGGAUAAUUGGUCAGGAUGGCUUGAUGAGGCAAUUCAGAAGGAACACAUUAAUUUUUAUGAAUAUGGUAGUAGGUUUAAAAAUAUUCAAAAAAUUGGUUCAGGUAAUUUUGGAAAAGUUUAUAAAGCAACAUUAGACAAUAGCAGUAUUUGUGCCUUGAAAUCCUAUAGUCAUGGUAUGACAAAUAUGAAAGAAAUUGCUAAUGAGUUGAAAUUGUUACGUAAAGUUAAUCAUCAUCAAAAUAUUAUUCAUUUCUAUGAUAGUGGAACACUGAGAAGCUACCUACAAGAAAAGUUUGAAUCAAUCAGUUGGGAUCUAAAGCUGAAAUUUGCAUAUGAGAUUGUAUCAGCUGUUUUGUGUCUACAUCAUUCAAACAACAUCUUGGUUCAUCAAAAAACCAUAAAAUUGGCAGAUUUUGGACUUUCCCAUAAAAUACAUGAAUCUACAACUACUUCAACAUUUCAAUUAGCAGGAGUGCUGCCUUACAUUGACCCACAAUGUUUCAAGUCUAAUAGCAAGCCAAAUAAAAAAUCAGAUGUAUACAGUGUGGGUGUUUUAUUAUGGGAAUUGACUAGUAACAAACCACCUUUUAGUGAUCUGGAUCCACAUUAUCAAAGAUAUGGUUUAGCAAUUGAUAUUUCUCAAGGAAUUCGUGAGAAACCUAUUCCUAACACACCUGAUGAAUAUGUUAAUUUAUACAAAGCAUGUUGGCUGGAUGACCCAAAAGGCAGGCCUGAUAUUCAAUAUGUUGAAACAAUGCUUAAUGGAAUGAUUUCAGGUUCAAAUAUAGUUGAUAAAAUUGAUAAUGAGGAAAAUGAUGAGCAACUAAAAAAUGAAAACAGUGAUUUUUUCAGUCAUUCCAGUGACUUCUUGCAAGAAGAUUUUGAUAAUAAAGUCAAAGAACUCUGGAAAACUAUGCAUUAA